Molecule: messenger RNA, 666 nt
Organism: Echinostoma caproni
Lineage: Eukaryota; Metazoa; Platyhelminthes; Trematoda; Plagiorchiida; Echinostomatidae
Source: the annotation of a GenBank genome assembly
AUGGCUCAGUGGGUGUCUUCUGCUAUUUUGCAUUUUAGUUUCGACAGCACAGUGCGCAGCUCAUAUUACGAACGUCCGGAUUUGAACUCAACUCUCUCGGAGGUGCCGAGACCAUUGAUGACCGAAAGAAACCGAAAACCGUUCCAAACGUACUCCCGAACAUCUCGUUCGAUCGAUUCAAUCUACUCCGCAUCCUCCGGUACCACAACCAUAAGACCAAACUCGAUUGGUACUGUGGAAAUUGUCAAUCCCUCACCAUUGUAUUCACAGUACAACGACCGUCGCUUGGAACGAGCCCGAUCCGUGGACGGAUCGCUGCAGCUGAAUCCGACAUACGGACAGAAGGAAAGAGUGAUCGCGGUGCCAUCACAACCUGUGGAACGCAGAUUCUCAGAAAAUGCGAUCGGUUCACCAAUAAUUGCUCGUGAAAACAUGAACAGCCAAUACUCACCUGCCAUACACAAAAAUUCUUAUACAGAUUCACCCGGAGAAAGACGUUUCUCGAUAACGUACGAACCGGAUGCCCGCAAGGCAGUUCGCGAACGAACGGAUAGUCUGACUAGUAGAACGUCCGAUGAAUCCGCAACGGUUGUGAGAGCAACACCGAUCAGGCAUCAGAAUUCCGUCCCGAUUGUUUCCACAGGGAAUACGUUACUUUUUUCAUAA